AUGAUGGAAGACCUGGAUGACGGCCCCGACUUCCUCUCAGAAGAGGACCACGGACUUAAAGCAAUAAAUGUAAAUCUUCAAAGUGAUGCUGCUCUGCAGGUGGACAUUUCUGAUGCUCUUAGCGAAAGAGAAAACUAUGCAGGUUACGCUAUCCCACCAGCACCACCAAGACCUGAUUUUGAUGCUUCAAGGGAAAAUCUACAAAAGCUGGGAGAAGGAGAAGGGUCCAUGACGAAGGAGGAAUUCACAAAGAUGAAACAGGAACUGGAAGCUGGAUAUCUGGCAAUAUUCAAGAAGACUGUUGCAAUGCAUGAGGUAUUUCUGUGUUGUGUGGCAGCACAUCCUAUUUUAAGGAAAGAUUUAAAUUUCCAUGUCUUCUUGGAAUAUAAUCAAGAUUUAAGUAUGCAAGGGAAAAAUAAAAAAGAGAAACUUGAAGGUUUCUUUAAAAAUAUGGUUAAAUCAGCAGAUGGAGUAAUUGUUUCAGGAGUAAAGGAUGUGGACGAUUUCUUUGAGCAUGAACAAACAUUCCUUCUAGAAUAUCAUAACCGAGGUAAGGAUGCAUUUGCUAAAUCUGAUAGGAUGACAAGAUCCCACAAAAGUGCUGCAGAUGAUUACAAUAGAAUUGGUUCUCAUGCUUUAGGAACUCAGGAUUCUACAGAUAUAUGCAAGUUUUUUCUCAAAGUUUCAGAACUGUUUGAUAAAACAAGAAAAAUAAAAGCACAAGGGUACAGUGAGCGAGAGACAGAGAUGCAGAGUGUGGAGAAGAGACUGUACAACGACAUGACCACUGCUGGGCCGUCGAGCUACAUCCAGCUAGAUCUGGGGCGGAGAAGACACUGCUUCCCUAAAUGCCCUCCGAGACCAUCGGACCCACCCCUGCCCUAUGCCCCACAGCAUGCUGGUUUGUGCUGCUUCCUGGAACAGGCCCUUGCCCUUGCCCAGGACGCAUCAGGUCCUAGGGUCAUGUCACCCCUGCCUUCACCACUCAUGAGCGUCAAGCCAGGCCCAGAGCCCUGA
Hipposideros armiger (great roundleaf bat) is the source of this 1017-nucleotide messenger RNA. RefSeq names its product sorting nexin-6-like. Gene Ontology annotation, molecular function: phosphatidylinositol binding; dynactin binding. NCBI's taxonomy places the organism in Eukaryota, Metazoa, Chordata, Mammalia, Chiroptera, Hipposideridae. Gene Ontology annotation, biological process: retrograde transport, endosome to Golgi. Gene Ontology annotation, cellular component: endosome. The record is from RefSeq and is a predicted model, not a curated record.